AUGGCGACUGCGGAUAUCUAUGAGAGUCGUCAAGGAGAGUAUCGAGCAGGCACCAUCUCGAUGACUGUUCUGGGUGUGGUUUUUGUCAUUCUGCGGUUUUUGGCUCGUUGGAAGAAAGGCCUGCGGAUUGGUGCUGAUGACUAUGUGAUACUGCUUUCGUUGGUAAGUGCCAUCCUCGUCUCUCUUUUGGAAAAGCCUUACCUGACUGGAGGGCCUUCCGCGAUUGAUUUCAGUACUUCCUGUUCGCGACCUGUGGAAUUAAUCUGGCGACCGGUGCAUUUGAUUCACUUUGGCAUGGGCCGACACGCCGAUGUAUUGCCAGAAGGAAAUAUCGUGAUAAUUGCCAAGCUCCUGAUGUCUUUCGAAUGCGUAUACUGCAUGACAGUGGGAAUCGUCAAGAUCUCCAUCUUGCUCAUGUAUGCUCGUAUCUUCCCCACGAGAGGCUUUCGCAUUACCGCAAUAAUCCUGGGCAGCAUCGUCAUCGGAUGGGUUGUCGCAAUCAUCUGCGUGAGCGUGUUUCAGUGCACCCCGAUUGCAAAGGCUUGGAACCCUACCCUGUCGGGUGCUUGCAUCAACCUCAAGGGCUCGUUCAUCGGAAACGCAGUGCCGAAUAUCCUAACCGACAUCGCUAUCUUGGCUCUGCCAGUGCACGUUGUCUGGGGGCUGCAUGCGACUGUAACGCAUCGGCUAUCGGUAAUUGCGGUAUUUCUGCUGGGCAGUUUCGUCGUCUUCUCUAGCGCCUACCGCUUCUCCACACUCUUCGAAUUCCAACCCAUCGACACCCCCUGGACCCUCGCCAAGGCUUGCACCUGGUGUCUCAUUGAGUGCUCCAGCGGCAUCAUCUCGGCCUGCAUGCCCACCCUGCGUCCCUUGUUCGUCAUGCUCUCCUCGAAAUUCGCGAGCUCGAUCGGCGCCCGCACACAAACGACUGGCGUACGUGGUUCCGGCCUGAAGAGCUAUGACGUGAGUAAUUUGGCCUUGCGUCCACCGGGCGAAGUCAUGGGCAAACAGAGUGUGCAGUUGGAGGUCAGCCAGCCGGACGAUGCGUCGGGGGAUGAGUGCAACGCGACAUGA
This is a messenger RNA of Penicillium canescens, 1074 nucleotides long. RefSeq lists its product as uncharacterized. The coding region runs from base 1 to 1074 and encodes 357 amino acids. NCBI's taxonomy places the organism in Eukaryota, Fungi, Ascomycota, Eurotiomycetes, Eurotiales, Aspergillaceae. The record is from RefSeq and is a predicted model, not a curated record. The transcript is spliced from 6 exons.